CGUUUACGGCUUUAGGCGUAACAGUGAGGCGGCGAAUGUAAAAAUUAAUUUUAAGCCACGGCCAAGAAUACUUUUUUUUUUUUUUUUUACCACUUCAAACCGUUCAAGUAACAUGAAAUUGAAGGAAUUAGAAAGCAUUUUGCAAGAUUGUGACGUAUUCGAUGAACCCAAGAUUGAAUUCGAACAAUACCCCACCACACCUCAUUUAGCAGCAAGAAUGCUUUAUACAGCAGAUACAGUUUACGAUGACAUUGAGGAUAAAGCAGUUGGUGAUUUCGGAAGUGGUUGUGGUAUCUUGAGUAUUGCAGCUAACAUUCUUGGGGCAGGAUACAGCGUCGGAUUCGAUAUUGAUCCGGAUGCCAUCAAGAUUGCACAAGAAAACAGUGAUUCUUUUGAUGUCAAUAUCGACUUUGUAAACACAGAUUUAAGUGUAGCAACAUUGGAUGGGUUUCAAGGAAAGUUAGAUACCAUCAUUAUGAACCCACCAUUUGGAACAAAGAAUAACAAGGGCGUGGAUAUGGUCUUGUUGAAAAAAGCGAUAGAUAUUGCUGGUACAUCGGUCUAUUCGUUACACAAGACUUCCACUAGAGAGCACAUCGAGAAGAAGGCAAAGGAAUGGGGCGUGACAUUUGAAGUAGUGGCAGAGUUAAAGUUUGAUGUGCCAAUGAUGUACAAGUUUCAUAAAAAGAAAAACGUUGUGAUCGCAGUGGAUUUCCUUAGAUUUGAAAAAAUAAAUAACACUGAAUAAAAAAAUGUAAAUAUAUCUUUGAUUAAGUGCAAGAUAUGGGCUCUCCUAUAA
Molecule: messenger RNA, 799 nt
Organism: Mucor mucedo
Lineage: Eukaryota; Fungi; Mucoromycota; Mucoromycetes; Mucorales; Mucoraceae
Product: S-adenosyl-L-methionine-dependent methyltransferase
Exons: 6
Coding region: 113-748 (211 amino acids)
Biological process (GO): rRNA methylation
Molecular function (GO): nucleic acid binding; rRNA (adenine-N6-)-methyltransferase activity
Source: RefSeq, a predicted model, not a curated record